AUGAAGAAGGCGUCCGCGGCGUCGCGCUACGCGGCCUACGACUCCCCGUCCCCGUCCCCUUCGCCGCGGCGCGCGGCGUCUUCCGCGGCCGCCGCGACCCCGGGAGGAGCGCACGGCAGCAGCCGCGCGUUGGUGGUCGCGGGGAGAUCCGGCCGCGAUCUACUGGGCGCCAAGCCGCAGCCGCAAGCCCACGGCAACCUGGGCUCCGUGCUACGGCGGCUCAUCUCCAUGGACAAGAAGCCGCCUUCCUCCAAGAACCAGCUCCCGGUCCCUCCUGCCGCCGCCGCCGCCUCAGCGAAGAACAACGGCGGCGGGAAGCUGCCGGGCUGUCGCGGAAGUUGUUCCAGAAAGCCUCGUCCACCGAGGCGGCGGCGCCCAGGAAGACGAAGGCCCUGA
Molecule: messenger RNA, 396 nt
Organism: Miscanthus lutarioriparius
Lineage: Eukaryota; Viridiplantae; Streptophyta; Magnoliopsida; Poales; Poaceae
Source: the annotation of a GenBank genome assembly